Messenger RNA from Hemicordylus capensis (graceful crag lizard), 3601 nucleotides. It is a transcript of the gene ZNF185, whose product is annotated as zinc finger protein 185 with LIM domain. The transcript has 28 exons. The coding region runs from base 7 to 2262 and encodes 751 amino acids. Lineage: Eukaryota; Metazoa; Chordata; Lepidosauria; Squamata; Cordylidae. The record is from RefSeq and is a predicted model, not a curated record.
ACCCAGAUGAAAGUGCGAACGACACUGAAAGGAGACAACAGCUGGAUACAGAAGAGAUCCAAUUCUGAGGAGGAGCAGAAUGACAGCCCAUUGCAUUCAACACUGAGAAGCAGAGGUGCAGAUGGGAGAUUUCCUGUCUCACCUGGAACUUUGUCGCCAAAUCGCAGUAUAACAUUUUCAGAGCCUCCUUCACAAGCUGAACCCCAGUCUCCUUCAGCAAAAAGUCCUCCCAGAAAGUCUCCCAGCAGCACCACAUCACCUUCUGGUUACCUUAUCAGGGGGGUUUUCACCAAAACAAUUGAUAAGGCAGCAUCUCCUCCAAACACAGCGUCAAAUGGCUCACAGAAAAGUGCCAAGAGUGCCAGCCUGCCCCGUUUCUCUCAAGGGUACAAGAUGUCAACCGAGGAGUAUAAGAGGCUAGCACCCUACAAUGUCAAGCGAGAAUCCUCGGCUCCGAAUGAAGUGGGGUCUUCUGUCUCCCCAGACGAGCAAAAAAAGAGGACUGAAGCUGCAAGCAGUGUGCUGAGGCGGACGGCCAGCAGGGAACGUUCCUAUGUCCUUUCCGCUGCAAAGAAAAGCAAUGGGAGCCCCAUACAAGAAGCACCUCCCUUUGAGGCCAAGAGGGUUGGCUUUGAAGAUGAUAUAGGCCCCCGUUCCAGAAGUCAGACUGUCCCUGCAUCAGCAUGGUCCAGCAGUCGUGGGAAAAGCAGCACCGAUGGGGAAAGAAGGGGCAUGUCUGGGUCUCCCUGGAGUGAAUCAAGAAUGGCCAGUGCUGCCUCUGCCACCAGCAUUGACACAGGGCUCAGGAGUCAAGCCCCCGAAUCCUAUUCCAACUCCUCACCCAUGUACAACCACUUCAGUUCCCUGGAGAGCAGGAAUAAUUCAGAUCAGGAGAAGAGUGAAUUGACUUCCUGGGAUGACUGUGCCCCAAAGAUCACUGCUUCUUCUUCAAACAGAUGGGAGAAAGAUGAAGGAAACUUUCAGUCCACACCAGGUGUUGAAAGACAAGGUGCCAUUCUUUUGGAGGACAGCUGGGAAGCAAGAAACCCCAGAAGUGCAUUGGUGAACCAAAUGCCUCCGGCUCCUCACAUCACCAUCUCCCCAGAGGCAAGCCCAAAGAGCAGACCCAGCAGCCAUUAUCGAACCCGAAUUGUUGACACCACAGUCGAGACGCACCAUCGGUCCAAGCUCGGAGAAUACCCAAGUGACGUAGCUGCUGAUUCAGCAAGAUCUGCCCUGGAUCACACAGGAGGAAACUCCUCCAGAGAAGUCAGAUUUGAGAGCCCAAAUGCAAGAGUUGCAGAAUUUGCUAAGCAUCAGCCAGUGACAGCAAGGGACAGCAUGAAUGCUCUCUCUGGAGCGAAAUACAAUGUGCCUAUCCACCUCAAUGAUGAGGAGGACAUUGGCCCGAAAAGAUCUUUCUCGGCUUUCGAAAGGACGUCCGCACGAGAGGCGGCGUAUGAGAGUCCAAGUGAUACGGAAUUCAAAAAGGUGGAAGCUCAUCUGGCCAAGUCCGGCUCGUGGUCUAGUGAAAGCAGCCUGAGCACCACCAGGACCCAGAGUGAGCUCCUGAGAGCUGCCAAGAGGGAGGACUCGGAUCUAGACAGUGCCAGGUCCAGCUCCCUGUCCAUGGAGAGUGGUGUGGUCACUCCAGAAAGCCAGGAGGGAGAGCAUGCAUCAGACUCCGACACAGCAAGCAAGUCCUAUUACCCCUUCAGAGACAACUAUGCUACCAGCUCCCCAAGAAGUCACAGAGUGCCUUUCUAUAAAGACAACUGCGAGACAGAGAUCAGAAGAAACCUGACAAGCUCCGAUGAGAAAGCUCUGUUUCCUUCCAGCACUGCAGCAGCUUUUUCUCAGCCUAGGAAUCCCUCGGCCUCUGGAUACGACUCGGACCACAUCACGCCAAACAGAGGCCUCCUCUUUGUGAAGGAGUCCGUCAACAGCACUGAGCGCUCCUCCUCGCCACGCUUCAACAGUCGCAGCCUGGUUGAUUUGUCUGAACUUGAGAGAUCAAACUACAGCACUGUCAGCUCUCUGAACAGCAGCCCCCCCAAAAGGCCUGCGGAAGACAUCUGCACUUACUGUGGCCGGGAGAUCCGCCAUUGUGCUAAGAUAACCAUUGAGAACCUCAAGAUCUGCUGCCAUGAAUACUGCUUCCGGUGUGGGAUUUGCCACAAGCCAAUGGGAGAUCUGCUGGAUAAGAUCUUCAUUCAUCGAGAUAUUGUCCACUGUGAUAAAUGCUACGAAAAGCUCUUCUAGGAUUUCCUGGGCUGAAAGAACCGGAUAGAAGAAUUGCUACUUGCAGCCAAGCAGACUGGGAUGAUCCUAGUCACUUCUGACCAGCCAGCAUACCUCUUCCUCUGCUCUCAAGUUACUCCUCUUUUGCUGCUUUCCCCCAGGGAAAGCAAUUCACAUCUCUAGUUGAUUUUGCCAGCCACUGGCUAAGGGGAGAUCCUGACAAGAUCAAAGAAAAGGAGGCCUGAGAUUCUAAGGUGCUGAGCACUUCAUUGGCCUUCAGGGCGAUUUGUGGGUGCUUAGUAAUUCUGAGAAACUCAUCGGAGAUCCAAAUUAGGCAAGAUGUGGGAAACACAAAUUUGCUGUAUAUUUACCAGGAGCUGUCUAUCUUUUGCAGUUCCUGUUCCUGGUAAGCCUCUCUCCCAGGUUUGCCUUUGGAUAUAUAUUUUUUUUAAGGGCUAGUGUGCACAUGUGCAGCAGAGUUCACUAGGUUCCCUUGCUACUGCUUUUCCAGGAAGGGAAUGUUCCUGAAUGCAUCUGAGUUUUAUGAGUAUUUAUUCUGAAACAAGUGCAACAUUACGUUGUGAGAUUCGUCAUUCUUAAGCUUUAGGAGAGGGAAAGGUUAGAGUCUAUUUGCUAACACACACCUGCUUCAGAUAUCACUGCAGACAUAGCAGAAUACAUGAAUGCAACAUACAGCAGCCUGCAUAAUAGCAGGGUGUACUCCUUGAUGUGAGAAUUGAGGUUAUACAAGAGGCAGUCCCUAUUUUUAUCUGUGAAAUGCUGGUGGUUAUAGGAGACACCCAAAGUAGGUUAUAUUUUUACUUUGUGGUCCCGGGAAGCUCAAUAUUUGAUCAGUGCCAUGGUCGAGAAAGGCAGAGAUGGGAAUGUUACAAUCUGAUAGUCAUUCAUUUCCUGAUCAAAAUCACCUUCUUGAACUUUUUCUGUCUUUGCAGGAAAAGCUCUAUCGACCUGAUAUCUAGACUCUCGGAACUUUACAGCUGGAAGGGACCUUGGAAUCUUCUAGUGCAGGGUUUCUUAACCUUGGGCCCACAGAUGUUGGACUACAACUCCCAGAAUCCCCAGACAUGGCUUUUGUGUCUGAGGAUGAUGGGAAUUGUAAUCCAACAACAUCUGGGGGCAGGGCCGGACUGGGGACACUGAGAGGGCACCAGAAUUUUGAGCAGAAUAGGUAAUUAAGGGUGGGGCGCACCGGGAAUCUGCCCUGUUGCCCAGUCUGAGCCUGUCUGGGGGCCCAAGGUUAAGAAACCCUGUCUAGUGCAUUGCUAUACUUAGUGCAGGAACUUUUGGCUCUCUAAUUGUUGUAUUCUGUUGCAGAGACAUUAAAAUCUCUUCCCUUGGA